CUUUGUUUAUGAAGAAGAAGAAAGUAGCCCAGGGUGGGUAGCUGCUCUAGACAUGUCAGACAACUGACAGGAAUGGUAACUUGGCCGCAGUAGUCAGUGAGUUAUCAAAAAGUUCCCGAAAGCUGAAAGUAAGGAUUUUGGAGCACGACACAUCACAUCACCAGGUGGCCUGUGUAGAGGGUUGACAACCCGGCAUCUUGAUUAUCGUUGAUAUCUGACAACCGCUGGUUAGCUAGCAUUAGCUACUGGCUAGCUGUGGAGAGAAGUAUCGUCAGUUUUCAGUCAUGUCUUCGGCCGGAGACUUUGGAAACCCUUUAAGAAAGUUUAAACUGGUAUUUCUGGGGGAACAGAGUGUGGGAAAGACUUCUCUGAUCACCAGGUUCAUGUAUGAUAGCUUCGACAACACUUACCAAGCCACAAUAGGAAUAGAUUUCCUGUCGAAAACCAUGUACCUUGAAGACCGAACA
This is a messenger RNA of Notothenia coriiceps (black rockcod), 467 nucleotides long. RefSeq names its product ras-related protein Rab-6A-like. The transcript has 3 exons. The annotation marks the transcript as partial. The record is from RefSeq and is a predicted model, not a curated record. Lineage: Eukaryota; Metazoa; Chordata; Actinopteri; Perciformes; Nototheniidae.